UGGGAGGGUUUAAUUCCAGUCAUCAGAUCUCUCCGGACUCAUUCCAGCAAGACAUAUUAUUUGCCAUGGCAUCUUCACUGAAGUGUCUGGUUGAUAAUGAUAGCAGGUACCAGAAAUGCUUCCAGCUUUUUCUGGAGCGCUCCUCUGAGCAUCAGUGUAUGCGGGACUUUAUCCACAAUAUGCUGCCAGAUAUACUGGGAAGCAUUGGAGAUGGAAAGUCCCAUUUAAAUGUCAUUGGAGUUGGAAGUGGAGCUGGUGAGAUUGACCUUGAGAUGCUCGCAAAGCUCCGUCUGAAGCACCCAAGGGUGACUGUGGAUAACGAGGUGGUGGAGCCUAGCAGCACUCAGCUUCAUAACUACAAAGUUUUGGUGUCACAGAAACCAGGUUUAGAUUACAUCAAAUUCACCUGGAACAAGAUGACUGCCACUGAGUUUGAGGAGCACUGGAGAGUGAAAAAGAUGACUAAGAAAGCUGACUUCAUUCACAUGAUACAGAUGCUGUACUAUGUGAAGGAUCCUGGAGCUACCAUCAGCUUCUUCCAAAGUCUCCUCGACAAGAAUGGGAAGCUUCUUAUCCUUCUAGUCUCUGGUGAGAGUGGUUGGGGAAAGCUGUGGCGGACCUACAGAAACCAGCUCUGUAACACAGAAAUAAGUCAGUGUGUGACCACUGGAGACAUUAAAAGCUUUCUGGACUCCAAAGGCGUGAGCUACCAGAGCUACGAGCUGCCAUCUGAAAUGGACAUCACCGAGUGUUUCACUGAGGGGGAUGAGAAGGGAGAGCUGUUGCUUGAUUUUCUCACUGAGGUGAUGGACUUCAGUAAGACUGCCUCACCUGAGCUGAAAGCUGGUGUCUUGGAGUUACUCCGGCACCCAGACUGUAGUGUGGAGUCCAACGGCAAAGUUAUCUUUAACAACAACCUCGGAGUGAUAAUCGUAGAUCAGCUUACUUAAAAAUGUUAAGCCUAUGUGGGAAAUGCUUUGUUUUUCAUGAGCAGUUCUGUUUUCUAAGAACUCUUUUUUUGUUGUUGUAUUAUGUCUUUGCUUUCGCAAAAGGAAAAUGGCUUGAUUGUGAUUUUUAUAUAUAUAUAAAAUCACAAUCAAGCCAUUUUCAUUUCAUUUUUUUUGUUUUUUUUUAAGUUUUAAAGUUUUAAUCCACUUAAGGCAGCAGUCUUAGAUUCCUCAUGAUAGCAUUCGUUUAUGUGCAACAGCUGGUAGUCUGUGCUUCCAGCCCCAUUACACUAUUGCUCCCAUUGGAUCAUAUUACUUAAAUGGAAAAUGUAACAGUUAAUUUUCCAUGAAUAUUGAGAUGUUACGUUCAGAUGACUCCCACUCCUGUGGGUGUCAAUGAGAGAACAAGCGAACACAAAUUAUAAACCAGGACCAGUUUAUGCUGGCUUUUCUAUUUUGUACAUAAACCGUUGUGUAAUUAACAUGUGACAAGGAAAUAUUUUUUAUAAUUAUUUAAAAGUUUAAUUUCCAUAUUCUUCAGUUGUUAAAAUGUCAAUGACAAGGACUUUAACAUUAGAGGAAUAAAAAUAUGGUGUAAACUGGAAGAUCACAAAAUGUAACCAAACAAUGGAGUUUAUGUAAUUGAUAUGCUUUAUUAAUCAAUGACUUUAGCUUACUUUUCAUUGAUUCUGGAUCUGUGGCUUAUAAUAAUAUUAAUAAUAAUGUAUAAUUUAUUAAAUGUAACUGUGAUACAUAUACUCAAGUUAAAUGUAGUUCAUCAGAAACAAUGUCUCACCAAUGGUAUGUACAUACUAAUCCAUGCAAUACGUUAAUUAGAUGAACACAGGCACAAUGGUAGCUGUUGGUCUCAUUAUUGAGACAAAAUAAUUAUCACUGAUAUAUGAAGUAUUGGCACCAUCUUGAGGGCAGUUUCAGUAAGUGUCUGUAAAAUACAAUGAUGGGCAAAUUAAAUAAAUAACUUAAAAUAGCAAUCUAAGCCUGUCAGAAGCAAAAACAGCACUUUAAGUGGACGUACAUUGGUAGUUGUUAUUACCCCAUUGGGUUACAUUACAGCCCAGUUUGUGGCUGCUGUUUACAGUGUUCUCCCUUAAUGCUGGACCAGUUUCAAAGAUAUUGUUCACAUCAGUCACUAGGUUGAAAAAUAAAGAAAUUCCCUUUUGGCUUUCAGCUUGCGGAUAGUGAGGAGAUGUUUGCUGUAUGUGACAAAAAAUGGUGUAGCCUAAAAAGGUGGGACAUCGCUUAAAGCACCUUUAACUUCCAAAUGACUUUAGUGAGCUCCACAGGUCCCCUAAAUCAGUUGGAAGUGUAUGACGAUAAGUUAAUAAAAGAUACAAGUUUUUUCAACAUGAAAAGGUUCAUAACAUGAUGGAGUCGUCAUGAAAACAACCAAAUACCCAUUAAUAACAUUUCAAAAUGUUCAAGAAAAUUAUAAAAAUAUACAGUGCAAAUUAUAUUAGCUUACCUGUGGAGUACAAUAAUUCUUAUGGAUUUGACAGACAAUGAAUAACAAAACAUUCCAAUUAAAAUUAUUCAAAAUAUUAAAAUGUACCCUUAAUGUUUUAAAUUAAAACGUAUCAUUUUGUAUACAAAACUUCUAAGUGGUGGAGGUGUGUAAAUUGUAGCACAAAAUACUGCAAGUUUUACUGUUUGACUUUAUGAAAAAAUAACCACUGGAAUAUGUCCACAAACCUGACAGCAUCUGCUCUGAUGUACAGUUCAUGUAUAAACAAGAUGUACAGAUUCAUCUUUCAGGAUUUACUCAACAAAAGCUCAUGUGAGGACAGUCAGCCUGUCUGUG
This is a messenger RNA of Etheostoma spectabile (orangethroat darter), 2766 nucleotides long. RefSeq names its product histamine N-methyltransferase (gene hnmt). The transcript is spliced from 7 exons. The record is from RefSeq and is a predicted model, not a curated record. Gene Ontology annotation, molecular function: N-methyltransferase activity. The coding region runs from base 66 to 950 and encodes 294 amino acids. NCBI's taxonomy places the organism in Eukaryota, Metazoa, Chordata, Actinopteri, Perciformes, Percidae.